Messenger RNA from Photinus pyralis (common eastern firefly), 513 nucleotides. RefSeq names its product pyruvate dehydrogenase E1 component subunit alpha type II, mitochondrial-like. The record is from RefSeq and is a predicted model, not a curated record. NCBI's taxonomy places the organism in Eukaryota, Metazoa, Arthropoda, Insecta, Coleoptera, Lampyridae. The coding region runs from base 169 to 498 and encodes 109 amino acids. The transcript has 3 exons.
CUUGAGAAAAUUAAGCCGAGAACACACUGUCAAUUUUUGAUAUAAAGUCAAGAUAACGGGAAUUUAAACAAGUUUGCCCCACUUCAAUUGUCCAGAUUCCCUUAUUACGUCCCUAAGGAAGACGAGAUCUGUUAAUUUAUCCUUAAAGCAGUGUCAUAUCGCCUAGCCAUGCUUCCUGCCUGCGUUAGAUCAAUCGGCAAAACAUCCCCUUCGAACGUUAAGGCUCUUGGGUUUUUGACGGGUGCGAAAAGUAGCUAUGCCACCGAAGUCAAGUUUGAUACGAAGCCCUAUCGGUUGCAUAAAUUGGACCAAGCUCCCGCAUCUGCGGCGACCCUAACGAAAGACGAUGCGAUCCAGUACUAUACACAGAUGCACACCAUACGUCGGAUGGAGACCUCGGCCGGUAACCUUUACAAGGAGAAAAUUAUUAGAGGAUUUUGUCAUCUUUAUUCGGGGCAGGUUAGUACCUGCAAUCGGUGGUACCUAUUCCAUCACUGAUGGAGCAAGGUUCUA